Messenger RNA from Lepidothrix coronata (blue-crowned manakin), 1611 nucleotides. RefSeq names its product solute carrier family 31 member 2 (gene SLC31A2). NCBI's taxonomy places the organism in Eukaryota, Metazoa, Chordata, Aves, Passeriformes, Pipridae. Gene Ontology annotation, biological process: copper ion transmembrane transport. The coding region runs from base 659 to 1021 and encodes 120 amino acids. Gene Ontology annotation, molecular function: copper ion transmembrane transporter activity. The record is from RefSeq and is a predicted model, not a curated record. The transcript has 3 exons. Gene Ontology annotation, cellular component: membrane.
UUCCAACCCUGUUGAUUCUGUGAUUCAAUGACUUGGCAGCUGGGUGUGAGCUCUGCAGCUGGGUUUGUUACACAAGAGCAGUUCUUGUUCCUCCUGUUUCAGCCUGAUGAAGGAGGGGGGUGGUGCCUUUGUAGGUCCUGGCAGCCCCAGUUUGGACAGACAGACAAUGCUCCUCUGUCAGGAGACACAUUAUUGUGUGGUUACAGUGGCUCUGGGUGCCCUGGGGAUUGAGAUUUUGGGUGUCCCAGCAACGCAAGAGGUUUCUGUCCUGGGAGGUUUCUCAUCAGGCUGUGGGUGGUGUCCACCAGCCUCCACCUGUCCCCACAGACCUUCCCUUCUCAACUCUGGGCUGGUGGAGUCCCGGACUGGUCUCUCUUUGCCACAGGGCUAAACUGGCUUUUUCUCACAGCCCAGACACGCACAGGAGCUGCUGCUGGAGGUGAGAACUGUCCUGCUGGAGGUCAAGGGAAGAGUUUAGUCCAGUCAGCGUGACUGGGAUUGUCAGUGCAAGUUCCUCUUCCUGUUUCAGGAACUGGGGGAAAAAAGAUUGCACCAUGUGGUAAAACCCCAGAUGAGCAUCAGCUCAGCCCUCUGGGCUGGUGGGUGAGUGGAGCCCGAGGGGUUCCUUGUGCUGCCCUUUCCUUGGUCUCUUUUCCAGAUGACCUUCUAUUUCUCGGACACGGCAGUGCUGCUCUUUGACUUCUGGAAUGUCCACAGCCCCACAGGUAGGCCCUGGGACACCCAUCCAUCCAUCCAUCCAUCCAUCCAUCCAUCCAUCCAUCCAUCCCUCCUGGCACUCUGGGAGAUGUCCAGGGUGGUGUCUAAAAGCUCAAUUUUCCCCCAAGAGCCAUUGUGGUUCCGGUACCACGUCGGGCAGACGCUGUUCCACGUGCUGCAGGUGGUGCUGGGCUACCUGGUGAUGCUGGCUGUGAUGUCCUACAACGCCUGGAUCUUCCUGGGGGCCAUCGCGGGCUCCACGCUGGGCUAUUUUGUGGUGUACCCCCUGCUCGGCCGGGGUUAGACCCCCCUGGGGCGGUGGGACACGGGCCCCCACCUCCUGCUGCUCUGUCUGGAAUAGCUGCUGUCACUUCUGCUGGCUCUGUCCCUGUCCCCUGUGCCGGGUGGGACGCAGAGCCCCAGGGACUUGCUGUGGGGCUCUCGGUGCUGGCCCCGCUGUGAGGGGGCAGUGCUGGGGACGGGGAGCCCCACGGCCAGCACUGCCACGCUGGUGGCUGUCCCCUGGCUCUCAGGGAUCUCUGGCCGGGAGGUGACAGCGAGGGGGUGCUGGGCAUUUCCUUCCCCUCCCCACUUUUCGAGGAGGUUCAUCCUGGCUGGAACGGGAAUGGUCCGGUGACUUGCUGGGGAAGGGGACACGCUGGGGACAGGGCCCCCUGCCCUCCUGCCCCAGAGCUGCCCUGCACCAAGCCCCUCUUCACACAGUGCCUUCUGGGGAUGCUGGGGGGUCCUGCUGCCCCUCACCCACCCCCCUCCUGCCAGUGCUUCAGGGAUGGGGUCGGAGCAGCCCCUGAGCCAGGGGGACAGUGCUGCUCCAGGUGCCUCCUGCUGCUUCCUCAGGACACCCCUUUUAAUAAAAUCAUCUCAGUCACUCUG